This is a messenger RNA of Serinus canaria (Common canary), 1203 nucleotides long. It is a transcript of the gene ZNF395, whose product is annotated as zinc finger protein 395. The transcript has 5 exons. The coding region runs from base 22 to 1104 and encodes 360 amino acids. Lineage: Eukaryota; Metazoa; Chordata; Aves; Passeriformes; Fringillidae. Gene Ontology annotation, biological process: regulation of transcription by RNA polymerase II. Gene Ontology annotation, molecular function: DNA-binding transcription factor activity; RNA polymerase II cis-regulatory region sequence-specific DNA binding. The record is from RefSeq and is a predicted model, not a curated record. Gene Ontology annotation, cellular component: nucleus.
CGUCUGUCCGUCCGCAGCGCCAUGGCCCCGGUGCUGCCGCGCCGCCUGGGCAAGCGCUCCCUGCUGGGCGCCCGCGUGGGCCCCGCGCCCGCCCGGAUCCUUCCGGAACCUUCCGCGCUCCCUGAUCCCGGAUCGCCCCCGGGGCGGCCGCAGGUGCUCCCGACUCCCCUGGACGAGCGGCUCCCGGCAUUCCCGGCUCCGUCCCUGCCCGGCUCCGGCGUUCCCGAGAGAUCCGUGUCCUGCAGCAUCGACGUUCCCAAAAGGAGCAGCGGGAGGAGCCGGGAGGCGGCGCUGGAGAUGGACGAGAUGGUGGCGGCGCUGGUGCUGACCAGCCUGUCCUGCAGCCCCGCCCUGCGCCCACCCCCCUUGCAGGGCGCCGGUGACCCCUGGAAGGACAGCGGGGACAUCUCGGACAGUGGCAGCAGCACCACCAGCGGCCACUGGAGCAGCGCUGGCAGUGCCACCGCGUCCCCUCCUCAUUGUCCCGGCAGUGCCACCGCGUCCCCUCCCCACUGUCCUGGCAGUGCCACUGCGUCCCCUCCUCAUUGUCCCACCCCAUCCCCUCCUCACGGUGCUGGCAGUGCCACCCCGUCCCCUCCUCAUUGUCCCAGCAGUGUCACCAUGUCCCCUCAUCACCAUCCUGGCAGUGCCACCCCGUCCCCUCCUCAUUGUCCCAGCAGGGUCACCAUGUCCCCUCCUCACUGUCCCAGCAGUGUCACCAUGUCCCCUCCUCACUACCCUGGCAGUGCCACCGUGUCCCUUCCUUACUACCCUGGCAGUGCCACCAUGUCCCCUCCUCAUUGUCCUCUCAGUGCCACCAUGUCCCCUCAUCACACUGGCAGUGCCACCGUGUCCCCUCCCCGCUGUCCUGGCAGUGCCACCGUGUCCCCUCCCCGCUGUCCCUGCGCUGCCACCACCGCGUCCCCUCUGAGCGACGACGGCUUCGACACCGACCCCGAGCCCUGGGUGCCGGAGGAGCCGGCGCCGCGCCGCAGGAAGAACUCGGCCAGGCUGGCGUUCAAGUGCCUCUGGCCCGGCUGUGGCAAAGUGCUGCGCUCCGGCGUCGGCAUCAAGCGCCACGUCCGCACCCGGCACCUGGGGUAAGGACCCACGGAAUUCCCGGGAUUCCCAGAAUUCCUGGAAUUCCCCAGCCCAAAAUCCGUGGGGUUGGUGCCUCUGGAAUUCCCAAAUUCCUGCAGGAAA